Camponotus floridanus (Florida carpenter ant) is the source of this 5367-nucleotide messenger RNA. RefSeq names its product serine/threonine-protein kinase PLK1. NCBI's taxonomy places the organism in Eukaryota, Metazoa, Arthropoda, Insecta, Hymenoptera, Formicidae. The record is from RefSeq and is a predicted model, not a curated record. The coding region runs from base 1 to 2565 and encodes 854 amino acids. The transcript is spliced from 8 exons. Gene Ontology annotation, cellular component: cytoplasm; spindle pole; nucleus. Gene Ontology annotation, biological process: mitotic cell cycle; protein phosphorylation; regulation of cytokinesis. Gene Ontology annotation, molecular function: ATP binding; protein serine/threonine kinase activity; protein binding.
AUGCUACCGCCGAGUGUGAUGGACGUGCAGGACGCUACGCCGCGCGAUGUGGCGAUGAACAGUCGCGGUCUGCUGUCGGAGCCAAUGUGCGGCGCCGAGCUGCGUCCCAUUGAGGCGACGACGUGUUAUGUCGCGAGGUGCCGCGAGGAGUUUGACGAGACCAUCCGCACCGUCUCGGAGCCGGAAUGCUCGAAGCGGAGGAUCGACUCGGCAGGUACCGGUAGCACCAGGUCCGUGCCGGAUGCCCGAUCGCGUCAGGGCUUUUCCAAGGGCUCCGCCUCUUUGCAGAGCCUGGUUCGUCGAAGAAGCCGGAGGCAUGGCGGCUCGUCCCUACCUUCGGAGAUCGAGCUGUCCUCGAGGCAGGCCGUCUACCCUGCCGCCCCAUCGGACAAGAGCAGCACGGCAGUCUUCCGGAACGAUGAGGAGGUGCAAACCGCGACGCCGACGUCGACGCUCGUCUACGCGACCUCGUCGGCGCAACCGUCGACCUCAAGGACCGACAAUCAGACUCAGGACGUUUCCUCGGCUAGCAACGUGGCCACUACUACAGGCAGCAACGUCACGCCGACGACUAACGGCAGCCGCUUCGGCAACGCGGCCGUCUCGCUGAUAAGGACGACCAGCGUCGUGAAGCCGGGACCUUCCACGUCUUCCUCUUGGAACAAUCCCACCGAGCAACAGGAGAGCGAUUAUGUAGUCGAUCCUGUGCAGGGGAACGCUUAUUACAAGGGGCAGUUUCUAGGAAAGGGUGGCUUUGCGAGAGUCUACCUAAUGACUGACGUCAGUAACGGAAAUCAAUACGCGUGCAAGAUUAUUCCGAAGAAUCGAAUGCAAAAGAUCCACAUGCAAAAGAUCGCGCGUGAGAUCAUGAUUCACAAAGAGCUGAAUCACGUCAACGUCGUCCAGAUGCAUCACUACUUCGAGGACAAUCUUAACGUGUACAUGCUUCUAGAAGCCUGUCCACGAAAGAGCUUGAUGCACGUGCUGAAGUACCGUGGCAAAGUCACAGAACCGGAAGCGCGUUACUACAUGAAGCAAAUGGUGACCGGCGUUGCGUACAUCCACUCUCAGAAAGUCGUUCACCGGGAUCUGAAGCCGGGCAACAUGUUCCUGUCGGAUCGGAUGAUCGUCAAGAUCGGCGACUUCGGACUAGCGACCAGACCCGAUGGUCAACGUAGACGAGUGACAAUAUGUGGCACGCCAAACUACAUAGCGCCGGAAGUGUUGUACAAGCAGGCAUACAGCUAUGAGGCGGAUGUUUGGGCAUUGGGUUGCAUAUUGUAUGCCCUGCUGGUGGGCCAACCACCCUUUGACACGGCCACGCUCAAAGAGACCUACGCGAGGAUCUGCAACAAUCACUAUCGCGAAGUGGACGACAGUAUCGCGAGCAGGAGCGGCCAGGACUUAAUCAGGUGGCUACUGCAAUCCAAUCCCGAGCUACGACCGAGUCUGGAAAGAGUGAAGGAACAUGCCUAUCUCACGAAAGAAUAUGUGCCGGUGUCGUUGCCGCAUACUUGCUGUUACCAGAUGCCACCGGCAUCGAUCAUCGAGCCGCCCUCGUCACCGUCUUCGGUAUCCACGGUCGCCAGGAAUCAGCAGGAAGCUAGCAAGUUGCAGAUGUGGCAGCAGAGUAUCGUUCAUCCCGACGCGGCGUCGCCGCGUUAUCAACAGCAACAGCAGCCUAUUCAAGCACAACAGCAAACGCAACAGCAGCCGCAAUUGAAUCUGCUAAAUCGUUCGCAGAAGAGCCUGCAGAAAGAGUCCAAGGUUUCGAGCUGGCUGGUCAGAAAAUUGCCCAAGCUGCCGCGAUUCCGACAGCGACUCAGCAGCGUAUUAUGUCCGGAUCACAAGAAGACUGGCCUCGUUGCGCAAAGUGUGCAGAUGCAUCGCGCUCUAGAGAUAUGCGUAACAGAGAUGAAACGAAACAACGCGUGCAAUCCGCCGAUCGUGGAGGACAUCGUGCCGCUUUUCGUCACAAAGUGGAUCGAUUAUUCAAACAAGUACGGGCUGGGCUUCCAGCUCUCCGACAGGUCAGUCGGCGUUCUCUUCAACGACAACACGAAGAUCAGUUACACUCACGAUAGAAGAAGAGUGGAAUACAUGACGACCGACGAUGAGAUGACGCGAUAUCACAGAGAAAGGGACGUGCCGGUGCCAUUGCAAAAGAAGCUCGAGUUACUCCGUCAUUUUACUGAAUAUAUGGAUGAUUUCUUGACAGAAGGUGGUGAGCUGAAAAAAUAUCGUGCACCACCAAGACAGUCGAAAAAUGCUUGCGUGCCACGAAUGAGAAGGUGGCUGCGUACGGACAAGGCCAUCGUGAUGGAGCUAACGGUACCUCUCCUGCAAGUAAACUUCUUCGUGGACCAUACGAAGAUGGUGGUGUCGCAAGAGACGGCGGGUAGGGGCUACCUGAUCACUUAUAUCGACACCGGCCGUCGCGCAUCCUCCUAUUGGCUAAACGACCUGCGUGACCUCGGCUGCACCGCGGAUCUCUAUGAGCGUCUCUACUACGUCUGCAAGGUGACGCGCGAAUUUGCCGAAUUGGACAAUAAUACGAUCGCUUGACGGUCACCGCGAUAAUUUUCUUAAAAUUUAUCGAGGGGCAAUCAGACGCAAUGAGAGAUUUAAUUCUUAUCCGGAAAAUUUUGUUCAUUUUAAUAAAGCAGCAAUCGAAUAUUAUAUAUAGCGGCCAUAAUAAUUUACACAAAAAGUUGAAAAUUAUUAAUUACUACUUAGUAUAAAUCAUAACUGUUAUAAUGAAAAUAUCAGGAUCUCAGUUACCAGGAUAAAGGUUAAAGAAAUAGCGAUGGUGCAAGUACAUCACGAUAUGUACCGUUACGCGCAUUUUUUAAGACGAGAGAGGAGGGAGGCCGUAAAUAAGAAUGUCACGCGUGUAGGUUUCGCGGAAGGUGUGCCAUGCGAAAGACUGUGGUGCGUGUGCUUCCGUUAAUUUAUGAACCUGUAUAUUGUUUCCACAAAACCAGAAUUGCUUGCCGAAACAGGAUGCUUGCAAAGUUGCAAUCUUGUCUGGACAAGAGUUAAUUCUCUCAUGUAAAGUGAAGACUAGUUAAAUUAAUAAGUAACCGCUCGAUCACACAGACUGCCAUCGCCGGUAUGAUGAUGUUCCCUGAAUUCAGGUAAACUACAUAUAAUACUAUAUCGUUCCUCUCUCGAUAUUAUACAUUACGAAAACAAAAUACACUUGAAAUUCCGAAAGCUAUGCACUAUUUUUACGCACAGUGGCAUUUUUACGCAGAUCUCUUCUCAUUCUAUUUCUCUUAUAUGAAAAUAAUUAAAUAGAUACGCAAAAUCGAGAUUAAUGUGAUAUAAAUAUCAUAACUAAUUGCGAAAUAUUUGGUGACACUUUUCAUCAUAAUGAAAUAUAAAACAGUCGCAACUAUGAGAGUGUCAACUAUAUUACUACUACCUCUGUUAAAUAGAUAGCAUAGGUAGCUCUUAGAAUAUUUAUUUUUCACGACGUGGAUCUCCCUAGUUCAGUGCCUAUGUCGAAUAAGUAAUUGACAUUUGGUAGAUUAGUCUCUUGUUCGGGUAAUCGAAUAUAAUUUUACUCGAUAUUGUGUCACGUGGCAUCUAGUAUCGUUCGGAAUGAUAAAAAUUUUUCCACGUACAAAACUCUUCUUCCAAUAUAAAAAGCACAUGUUAUAUAAAAAUCUAAAAACUCCGUUUUAUGAUUUAUCAUGCUAAGACACCGUGUUGCCUGUAUUAAAUUGCGUGAGAAAGUUGGACGUUUGAAUAUUUGAAGGCAAGCGAUAUCUUUACAAUUGAUCAUCAUAAGAGUCUGAAAAAUAUUUAUAUGUAUGUUUUUCUUCUGUUUCGAGACAUAUUUUAUGAAUUAUCGGAUUUUGAAAAAUUAUUUUCGCGAUCGUUAUUGCCAAAUAUAGAUCUAACGUGCGAUAAUUGUGUGUGCAUUGCAAAAAUUGAGAGAGAGAGACAGAGAGAGGAUUGUCAACAAGAUUAGCAAAGUCCGAGAGUAACAUUUAACAUAGUAUAGAGUCUGCUGCAUUAUUUUUUAAAAGCAGAUUUUGUUCACAAAUUUGGAGUCGAAUUUUUUAAUUUCGUAUAGCAUUAUGCAUGUGUAUAGUAAGAAGGAAUCUCCCAUACGGGAUAUUUCGAUAUUGUUUGUCAUCGAGUACUUAAAACCAACACAAAAUACAUCUUGCCGUGUAUGUGUAUGUGUGUGUAAAUGUGUGGGUGUUACUCGGUGCGAGGAUACGAAAAAAAAGCCUCGGAAAAUUCUUAGCAAAUCCUAGUCACGUUUCUUUUUCCACUUUUCUAGUUUUAAGACGAGCGACAAGUGUCACUGCCAUCGUUGUUACGCCGUGGUAACGCGUUGCUGCUGCAUCCAGGCUGUUACGUUUAAUAGUUAAUACACGCUAUUUAUGUAUUAGUUUCGCGUACGCUUGUUGAAAGUUUAUUGUCGCAGACGGAAGUCUGUGGAAAUUUCUCGCAACCUUCUUGAGCAGAUAAGGUGUGUCCAGUUUAGAAGUUUCAUCUUCACGGACGUUGACACUUCAUUUUUUUACCGUGCAUCUCAAAUUAAUUAGAUGAAUACAUCGUAAAGCCGCUAUACAAACUAAUUAUUAAUCAUUGUGACGCUCCCAGCCAUAUAUGCUCGAUGAAAUUUCUAAACGACAUUGUCACGUUCUCUUGUAUCGCCCACGCGCGUGAUGUCGAAGAAAUUUCUGAGCGACGCGAUCGCGAUUUUUUCGUAUGCAUUUUUCUGGCGCGGCGCACGCAACGCGUCUCGCCUAAAUUGUUUUCUUCCUGUUAUCGUGUAUAUUAAUAUACCACUAUUAGUGUUAUUACUAGCUACUUAGAUUACUAGCUACUUUAUCAUUGUUAUUAUUAUAAAAAUAUUAAUAUUAUUUUAUUAGCGAUUACAUCAUGCUAUUGCGCUAUUGUUCGCUACCGACUAUGCGUCACGACAGCAGCAAUUUUAUCUUUAGCACAAUUAAUUAUUAAUUAUUUACUAGUAAUAGUAGCAAUUCGCUGCAUCGCAUGUGAGUUUGUUAUUUGCACCUAUAAUGCGACGACGAUUAUCAUCGUCACAUGUAAAGAGAGCGCAGUGAUAUUAUCAUAUAUUUUAUUUUUUAUCACGGUGUUUUUUUAUAUUGCAUUACACGCGUCUCGUGCAACGAAGCGGCAAUUAAUACUAAGGAUCUCAGAAUUGUUGCUUUAUUCCUUCUCUAUGAAAAAGAGAAAUGAAGUAUUUGAUUCGAAGCAAUAGACGCUGUUUCAGGCUUUACGAAACAGUAAACUGUCUAAGUUCGAGGGAAAAAGAGUCUCGCUAGUGAAACAUUUAAUAAAGUUACGAUUUUGAUAAAGCAUCAGUGUCUUUGAACAUUU